Messenger RNA from Pyricularia oryzae 70-15, 555 nucleotides. RefSeq lists its product as uncharacterized. Lineage: Eukaryota; Fungi; Ascomycota; Sordariomycetes; Magnaporthales; Pyriculariaceae. The record is from RefSeq and is a predicted model, not a curated record. The transcript has a single exon. Bases 1 to 555 code for a protein of 184 amino acids.
AUGUACAUGGUCAAAGUCUUCACCAUGAUGACCAUCUCCGAGGUUCUGUGCAAGAUCCUCUACCCGAGCGACAGCAGCGAGGCGGCGUACGGCAUCUGCGAGGACCUCGACAUGAACGUGACGUGGGACGACCCGGAGCCCGGCAGCAUCUUUGGCUCGGAACUCUUGUCCACGUCCAACGGCCUGUCCCUAGCCGGCGGCGGCGGCAGCAGCAGCAGCGGCGGCGGCGGCGGCGGCAACGGCUCGGGAGGGGGAGGACAGCAUCAGCAUCAGCAACAACAACAACAACCGCUGCCGGCCAACUGGACGCCCGACAUGAACUGGUGGCCGUGGACGACGUUCCGCACCACCGUCACCAGCGACCACACCCACGCCGAGAACCAGCCGUGGACCGGCAUACAAAAGACGGUCGAGACCGACGUGCGGCACGAGUGGGUCGUGCUGCACCACCGCGAGAGGGAGGGGUCGUCGUCGCUGAGCAUCAGGCCAAAGACCACCGCGUCCGGCCAUUCGACGAGGAGUAGUCCUGGCGGGCGGAGGCCGGGUGGCUCAUGA